AUGAAAGUUCUGAUGCUCUUGAGCGCCAGAGCAGUGAAGUUACCCGCCAGCUACGCAGAACUACUGAAGUACACGCAACAAAAGUGGGUUUCAGGCCAAAAGAACCAGACGCAGAUUCAGGAACAAGUUGACAUGGCCUUCCUACCCGUCAAGACUUUCGUCGAGUCGGUGCUCCAGUCUUCACAGCUCAAAAUCCCAAAAGAUGAGGUUCUCGGUGCGUUGCAUCUUCUCCACGAUACAGGAGAUAUUUUAUGGUUCGACGGAGUGUCGGAUGCCCAACUACUGCAAGAGCGUCUCUUCUUGGAUCCGAUGCUCGUGAUCGACUUCAUCCGGCAGAUCGUCAACCACAAGAUCGCUGCCAAUGCCUCCCUGGACGGUGCUGUCCGGCAUUCCGUGCUCCAGUCCCUCCCUUACUGGAAAGACGUCAGUACGUCCACCACUCACCAGUUGAAGCUGCUGCUGCUUCACCUCCAUCUCGCUUACCCUGCAGGACAAGCAAGCAAGAUCUCGUGGAAUUCCGAUCUGGUUGUGCCUGUGUAUUGGAAGCUGGCCCCCGGUACUACCGAAUCCAAGGAUUUUCCAACGAAGGAGGAACAAUCCGCGGGAUUAACUGAGCGGGUGCGUUGGGAGUACUCGUUUGAGCCUGCAAUUCACGAAAAUCUGUUUGAAAAGCUGGCAGUGGUGACGUAUUCACCGUCACUUUGGUUCGAACGCAGCUACACUCGGUCUAGCUUUAUCGACAGGGUGGCUAACAAAUGCAGCGCCCUCGUCGACAGAGACGCCGGUUCAGAAGGCAGGCCUUGUGCUCUAAGCAUUACCGUGGUAGCGAGAGAGCGAACACUGGCGUGGAAACAGUUCGUGUGGUACUGCAUGAACAUGGAAAAUCUGCUCCGGACUUACCCCGGAUUGUUGGUGACACGCUCCACCGUGAACCCUCGUGGCCGAUACUACGACGUUGACCAGCUCCUCAGUGAUCAAGAUCAUGUCAAGCAGCUAAUUGUCGGCACCAACCAAGAAAUCCUCCCGUUUGACAUGCGAUGGUACACCGACAAAUCCUGCGAGCUUCAGCCCGUGACGUUCACUGAUAUCGAGAAGGCCGAUCUCGCUACGCAGCCAAAGGUUACUGUAGUACAAGGCGACAUUUCUGACCGAGCUAUUGAGCGCAUCUGCGAGCGGUUCGAAGCUUCAGCUGACAGAGUAUUGCGCGCACAGAUCGCACUGAUCACAGGGAUGAACACCAAAGCCAAGGUUCCGUCGUUGUGGACACUUGAGUACCAGGGUUUCGAUGAUGAAGACACUGGCGUCCUAGCUGCCGCAGCGAAGAAAGUGACUACGACUGUCGUAGUGAAGUUCCGCAGUGACCUCACGGGCAAAUGCCACCACGACGGCAUUUCCAUCUCGGUCGCGAAAGAAGUGUUUGCCGGACGCUUUGGGGAAUGCCUGAAGGUACGGUUGAUGUAA
Molecule: messenger RNA, 1461 nt
Organism: Phytophthora sojae
Lineage: Eukaryota; Oomycota; Peronosporomycetes; Peronosporales; Peronosporaceae
Exons: 1
Coding region: 1-1461 (486 amino acids)
Source: RefSeq, a predicted model, not a curated record